Molecule: messenger RNA, 510 nt
Organism: Orycteropus afer afer
Lineage: Eukaryota; Metazoa; Chordata; Mammalia; Tubulidentata; Orycteropodidae
Gene: TSTD1
Product: thiosulfate sulfurtransferase like domain containing 1
Exons: 4
Coding region: 1-510 (169 amino acids)
Cellular component (GO): cytoplasm
Molecular function (GO): thiosulfate-thiol sulfurtransferase activity
Source: RefSeq, a predicted model, not a curated record
AUGUGGUGUUUCCAGCCCAUGCUGGGCCAUCGCAAGGAUUUCUCUGACGAGCUAAGUGAGCAGUACCACGAACAGGUGCUGCAGGGGCGGUGCGGGAGGCGGUGCUUUCGCUUCCGGUUCCGGUCUUCAUGCCGGGAGGGGCGGGGAGAUGCUGCGGGAGCCGACGGGGCGGCGCCCACGGUCUUGCUCCCUGAACUUCGUUCGCUCCUAUCCUCUGGCCGGGCCCGCCUCAUCGACGUGCGAUCGCGGGAGGAGGCUGCAGCUGGGACCAUCCCAGGGGCGCUUAACAUCCCGGUGUCAGAGUUGGAAAGUGCCCUGCAGAUGGAGCCAGCUGCUUUCCAGGCUUUGUACUCCGCUCAGAAGCCAAAGCUGGAAGAUGAGAACCUUGUUUUCUUCUGUCAGAUGGGCAAGCGGGGCUUCCAGGCUAUGCAGUUGGCCCGCGGCCUUGGAUACAUAGGGGCUCGCAACUACACUGGAGCCUAUAGAGAAUGGUUGGAGAAAGAGGGUUAG